Messenger RNA from Suricata suricatta (meerkat), 1676 nucleotides. RefSeq names its product lin-7 homolog A, crumbs cell polarity complex component (gene LIN7A). The record is from RefSeq and is a predicted model, not a curated record. Gene Ontology annotation, biological process: maintenance of epithelial cell apical/basal polarity; neurotransmitter secretion; protein localization to basolateral plasma membrane. NCBI's taxonomy places the organism in Eukaryota, Metazoa, Chordata, Mammalia, Carnivora, Herpestidae. The transcript has 6 exons. Bases 24 to 728 code for a protein of 234 amino acids. Gene Ontology annotation, cellular component: basolateral plasma membrane; MPP7-DLG1-LIN7 complex; cell-cell junction. Gene Ontology annotation, molecular function: L27 domain binding.
UUUCUCACUACAAGCGGUUGCUGAUGCUGAAGCCGAGCGUCACUUCGGCUCCCACGGCAGACAUGGCGACAUUGACAGUGGUCCAGCCGCUCACUCUGGACAGAGAUGUUGCCAGAGCAAUUGAAUUACUGGAAAAACUACAGGAAUCUGGAGAAGUACCAGUGCACAAGCUACAAUCCCUCAAAAAAGUGCUUCAGAGUGAGUUUUGUACUGCUAUUCGAGAGGUGUAUCAGUAUAUGCACGAAACGAUAAGUGUCAAUGGCUGUCCUGAAUUCCGCGCCAGGGCCACAGCAAAGGCCACAGUUGCAGCUUUUGCAGCUAGUGAAGGCCACUCCCACCCUCGGGUGGUCGAACUGCCAAAGACUGACGAAGGCCUCGGUUUUAACGUGAUGGGAGGAAAGGAGCAAAACUCCCCCAUUUAUAUCUCCCGCAUCAUUCCCGGAGGGGUGGCCGAGAGACACGGAGGCCUCAAAAGGGGAGACCAGCUGCUAUCAGUGAACGGAGUGAGCGUGGAAGGGGAGCACCAUGAGAAAGCGGUGGAACUACUCAAGGCUGCUAAAGACAGCGUCAAGCUGGUGGUACGGUAUACCCCCAAAGUCCUGGAAGAAAUGGAGGCUCGCUUUGAAAAGCUCCGGACUGCCCGGCGUCGGCAGCAACAACAGUUGCUAAUUCAGCAGCAGCAACAGCAGCAGCAGCAGCAACAAACACAGCAAAACCACAUGUCAUAGGUCCUUAAAGAGAAGCUACUUGAUCAAACAUCCGAUAGUCACAAAUUUGAAACCGUGCUUAACAAUCCCAGCACAUAGUAAAAGGAAAAGACAACAUUGAUAAUUAUAGCUGCCAAGAAGCUGUGACCACGUGGUGUAUAAAUUCCUUACCAAGGCGACUUGACACCGUCUUCGGGGCUGAAUCCCCACUGCUCCCACGCUCUUUACACACACAGACCUUCCAUGCGCUGCAGUGGGAAUUCUCAGUGUUUAAAGGGAGUCUUCAGACUGAAAUAGUACAAGAAGAAUAAAGUCCAUGACUUUCAGAUAAAUCACCGGGCCAAGAUUAAGCGAAUCUUUGUUCUAUAGCUUUUCCAGAGAUUAACAAAUCCCUCAUUAGGAUAUAGUUUAAACUGCAUCAGUUCAAGGUUGUCAUCACUUAAAAGAAACCUACUCAUUGCCCCGUACCCUGACCUCUUCCACAUCCAUAUUGCUGAGUUGUCUGAAUUAGAAUUCCAGUUAAUUGCAAAUUCAACCUUUAUUCCCCUUAUGCUAUAUUUAUACUCUAUUCAGGUUCCAGAAGCAAUUGGCUUUAUAUUUUCUGUUUUCAUGAAUUUUGUUAUGCAUUAAUGGAGAGGGAUGAUUUUAGCUCAACUUUUGGUUUGCUAGAGGCAAAGAUAGAAAACUCUAGUACUGUAUAUUUUUUUAAUUUAAGUAUCACUUGUAUCUAUGAUUAUUAAUUCUAACAGAAUAUAACAUGUAUUUAUUCCACAAAAUAUAUAUUAUCAGAAUGUAUUUGUUACAAACUGAGGUCUUUUCUUACCAAAUGUUAUGAAUCUGGUAAGAGAAUACUAGCAAAGGACCUAGCUUCAUGAAUGGAUCCUCCUAUGAUAUUUACAUAUAACCUUGCUCUCAAUAUUUUUUUGUUAAGUUUCAUAUUUUUUGAUUGAUAAACUGGGGAAAUCUGAA